AUGGCUGAAAACAUGUUCAGUGGGGUCGGAGCUGAGGCAUAUAAAGACGCGAGAACAGUAGUAACUACCACCACUGGCAAAUUAGUUGAUGUGAAGAAUCUGAAAAGAAACUACAAAAAGUUGAUCACCGAAGCAGAAGAGCUCUGGACACUGAAGGAUGAUAUAGAGAAAGCAAGCAGAGUUAAAAUAAAGCCGGCCAUAAGUAAGUGGAUUGCUGAGGUUGAUAUGCUUAAAAAAGAAGUGAACAGACUGCAAACGGAAUACAAUAAAGGACAGUGGCCGCCGUGGAGAUGGUGCCGCUUAUGGUGGAAGGUUAGUAAUGACUUGAAAACGAAGAGGCAGCAGGUUCGUAGUCUUUUGAUUGAUGGAAAUAUUGAAAAGCGAGUUUUGGAGGAUGAAUUGCCAAGCUCUGUCUGGAUACAAAAUGCACCUGAAAUCGAGGAAAACUCACCACUGAGAGAAGUUGUAAGUGAUGUACUAGUUCAUCUUAAGGAUGAAAAUGUAAGAAGAAUCGGAAUCUGGGGAGCGGUCGGAAAUGGGAAAACCGUGAUAAUGAAGCUCUUGAAUAACAAUGAAAACAUUCGUGAUAUGUUUAAAUAUGUCAUUUUUGAAACGGUCUCAAAGGAGAUGAGCAUAGAGAAGCUGCAAGAGGCCAUCAUGCAACGGCUAAACCUGGACGAGAUGCGUACCGACAACGUCGAAAAAAAUGCUCACAUAAUAUCGGACUGGUUGAAUGAAAAGAAGUGUUUGAUUCUUCUGGAUGAGGUAUGUCAAACCAUUAAGCUAGACGAAGUUAUGGGAAUCCGUAGCAACCAGAAUCACAUCAAGGUGGUGUUGGCAAGUAGAUACCUACGCAUUUGUAGCCUCAUGGAAACUGAUGUUGAAAUAGAAGUGAAACCAUUUUCCCGGGAUGAUGCUUGGAAAAUGUUCAAGAAAAAUGUGGGUAAAGCCAUUUCUAACUCUGACAUUCAAGCAAAAGCUAGGCUUCUUGUUGCAGAGUGUCACCGGUUCCCACUGCUGAUAGACGUAGUAUCCAAAACCUUCAAAAAGAACCAAACAGAUUCGACCCUUUUGGACGAGUUAUUGAAAAGCUUGCAAAGAUGGGACAGUGACAGAGUUGAAGGCAUUGACGAAGUGUUGGAACGCCUGAAGGUUUGUUACGAGUGUUUAAAAGAUGAAGAGAAGGACUGCUUCUUGUACGGUGCAUUGUAUCCUGCAGAAAGCAUGAUAUAUGUGGAUUACUUGAUAGAAUGUUGGAGAGCUGAAGACUUUAUUCGUCAUGCAGAAGAGUUUAGAAAUGCACGUAGUGGCGGGCACAAAAUAUUGUGUGAGCUUAUUGAGCUAUCAUUUCUAGAGAGAACCGCAAAGACGAAAUAUGUUACGAUGAACAAAUUGUUUCGGAAAUUGGCUAUAGAUAUCUUAUCCCAAAAGGAUAACAAAUAUUUGGCAAAACCAUGGGAGGGAUUACAAGAGUUUCCACAUCCUGAAGAAUGUAACCAAGCAAGUAAGAUCUCGUUGAUGGGUAAUCGACUUAGCACUUUACCAGAAACUCUAGAUUGUGGCAAUCCCUCAGCAUUGUUCCUUCAAAGAAAUAAGGACUUGAGUGUUAUUCCUCGAUUGUUCUUCCAAUCAAUGUGCAGACUGCGAGUUCUGGAUUUGCAAGGCACUGGGAUUGCAUUUUUGCCUUCCUCUAUAUCCAUGUUGGUUUUUCUCAGAGGGCUCUACUUAAAUUCUUGCAUCCACUUGACAAAGGUACCAUCUGAAAUAAAAGCACUUCAACAGCUUGAGGUUCUUGAUAUUCGAGGUAGUAGACUUAAUUUACGUCAAAUUCAAAGUUUAAUAUGGUUGAAGUGUUUGCAAAUAUCCUUGUCUAAUUGUUGCAUUGAACGUACUGAGGUAUCCGAUAGUCAAAGGACUGGAAUAAAUAUCAAUCCCUUUCGAAUUCCAAAACUAUUCAAGCAAGUGGCAGUAUCACUGUAUAGUUUUGGCAUGGGAAACCAUACUCAGGAGCAAUCAGGAAUUAUUUCCAGGUUUGUUUCAUUGGAAGAAUUGAGUAUUGAUGUUGAUUCUUCUCAACAGCUUCGGGAAACGGUUGUGGAGGAGGCCAUAGAAGAGAGUGCUAAAUUGAAUCAACUUACUUCCCUUCGAUUGUACUUCCCUAGAGUGGACCAUCUUAGGUUGUUUGUUACCAAAAGCCAAGUGUGGAAUUCUCCCUUCACAUUUCAAUUUUCUGUUGGUUACGAGGACUCAACCCACUCACAAAUUUUCGAGUCCUUACAUUCUCCAAGGUACAACUCUCUGAAAAUGGUGAAUGGUGAAGGCACAGAUCCUGUCAUCUCGGAAGUACUUGGAAAAACUCAUGCAUUUGGACUAGAAAACCACAGGGGAGUUUCCAGUCUAUCUGAUUUUGGCAUUAAGAAGAUGAACCAUAUGUUGGUUUGUUUGCUUGAAGGAUGCAAUGAAGUUGAGACCAUCAUCUCUGUUGGUGGAACCAUGACACGUGUGUUAGAAAACCUGGAAAUUUUGUAUGUAAACAACAUGCUGAGAUUGGCAAGUAUUUGUGAUGGGUUUGUUCCUAUUGGAAGUCUAGGUCAACUAACAACUCUGAAAUUAGUUAGAUGUCCAGAGUUGAAGAAGAUAUUCUCUGAUGGCAUGAUUAAGCAGCUCCCUCAACUACAGCACUUGAGAGUUGAAGAAUGUCAUCAAAUUGAGGAGAUAAUCAUGGAAUCUGAGAAUGAUGGAUUAGAAGCCAAUGCACUUCCAAGGUUGAUGACGCUAGUACUUCUUGAUCUCCCAAAACUAAAAAGCAUUAGGAUUGAUAAUUCAUUGAAUUGGCCUUCUCUACAGAAGAUAAAAAUAUCCACGUGCCGCAUGUUGAAGAAGCUGCCUUUCAACAUGGUGAAUGCAACCAGACUGAGAUCCAUCGAAGGGCAAAACUCAUGGUGGGAAGCUCUAGAAUGGACAGACGAUGGUGCCAUUAAACAGAGACUAGAGCCUCUUUGCAUCCUCAACUAG
Vitis riparia (riverbank grape) is the source of this 3015-nucleotide messenger RNA. RefSeq names its product disease resistance protein RPS2-like. Gene Ontology annotation, molecular function: ADP binding. The record is from RefSeq and is a predicted model, not a curated record. The transcript has a single exon. NCBI's taxonomy places the organism in Eukaryota, Viridiplantae, Streptophyta, Magnoliopsida, Vitales, Vitaceae. Bases 1 to 3015 code for a protein of 1004 amino acids.